This is a messenger RNA of Ochlerotatus camptorhynchus, 3242 nucleotides long. RefSeq names its product neuroguidin. Lineage: Eukaryota; Metazoa; Arthropoda; Insecta; Diptera; Culicidae. Gene Ontology annotation, cellular component: nucleolus; small-subunit processome. The transcript has 5 exons. The record is from RefSeq and is a predicted model, not a curated record. Gene Ontology annotation, biological process: maturation of SSU-rRNA from tricistronic rRNA transcript (SSU-rRNA, 5.8S rRNA, LSU-rRNA). Bases 818 to 1813 code for a protein of 331 amino acids.
GAAUCCGUCAAGAGUAACAGUUUCAGAUCCAGCGUGGUUCUUCGGUUUGUGUGUUGUGCGCAAGGUUCUCGUUCCACCCAGAUUCAAAUCUCCCCCUUCUGUGUAUUUUUUCGGAUACCAUAUCCUUUUGCCGUGCAUCCUGAGAGUGCUGCACACGGACUGCAUAUAUACACGUACACGUUAGUCGUCGUCGGCGUUGUUAUCCUUUUCGGUGGCAUAUUCACAACAGACCGCGGCAAAAAGCAUUAUUCGCAUUCGCCAAACCAGCCAGCAAAGGGGGAACAAUCCGUGGCUAGUCCCGCUCGUCGAUUCAAUCGUUCUGAAGUUCAAGUGGAAGCAAGACGCGAAUUUCCGCGAGUCCUGCGUAAGUACGGAUCAGUUUUUUUUAUGUUGGAUACAUACCUGGAUACUGUUGGGUCCGGUUUUCAGUGCGUGUGCAGCCGCGGCGGGAUUCGAGUGAAAGUAAAGUGAUUGUUGGAAAGUGCACCGGGAAGAAGAGUGAAGUUUAAGAAAACUACCAAAGAUUUAUAGCAACUGCCCCCGGGAUCGGAUGGAUUAAGACGUGUGCUGUUGCACUGACUGGUGGUGUUUUGCUUGUGUGGCGGCCUGCUCAAGGAGCGAAGAGGAAAGAACAAGAAACGGCCAGAUAGGGUGUCCGGGCGACCGCUUGCACAAGAACCAAGGGGAAAGUAAACAAAAACGCAACCGAAUUGCACUGAAUCGGUGGUCGGUUGGACGGUGUGUUCCGGAGGCAAUUUGAAGCAGCAUUAGCAAACGGCAGAGUAACGACGACAAACGGAGCGAACGCGGCAAGAAGAUGGUACAGGCACUCGACGAAUACGAUAUUCAGCCGGAUCUUCCCCAGGCCCUCCGACUGCUGGACGAGAUGAAUAAUAACUUCAAACAGGUUUCCGACCUCGUUGGCAAUAUGCUGCAGCGAGUCAAAACGGGCGAACUGUCCACAGAGUAUGGCCUCAACUUCCUGGAGAUCAAAUAUCACAUGCUGCUCAACUAUCUGAUCAAUCUGACCUACGUGGUGCUGAGGAAAUGUUCGGGUCACAAAAUCGAGAAAGAUCCUUCGAUCGAUCGGCUCAUCGAAAUCCGCACCGUACUGGAGAAGAUCCGUCCGAUCGAUUACAAACUGCGCUACCAGAUAGAUAAACUGGUUAAAACGGCAGUCACCGGGGCGAGCGUCGCAGACGAUCCGACAUCCUUCAAAGCGAACCCGGCUAAUCUAAUGUCACAACUUCCGGAAUCAGCCGGAGCGGACGACGCUGAUUCCGGUGACGAAUCGGACGAUUCAGCCAAGGUAAUGCUGAAACUUCGGAAGGCCAAGGCAGCCAAAUCGGCGGCCGCCAAGGCCGAACCCAGCAGUAGCAGCGAUGUGUACGUGCCUCCGAAGCACAUGGCCGUGCAGUACAGUGACGAAUCAAAGUCGGAUCGGGCGCGAAAGCAAAUGGAAUGGGCACGGAAGCGCGCUCUGGGGUCGUCGAUGAUUCAGGAACUGAAGGAAGAGUAUCUGGAUACGCCGGUGGAGAUUUCCUCCAGCUCGAGAGCGAUGCAGAAGAUGUCCCGAAAGGAACGGGAACGGGAGGAGUACGAAGAGAAAUAUUUGAUGCGAUUGCCGAUGACCAAGGCGGAUAAGCAUAGAAGUCGGAAAAUGACGACGUUGGGCUCUCUCGGCGACGAACUGACGAGCUUCGGUGACAUCAGCGCCCUGGACGAUGAACAUCCGUCGUCGAAAGCCACCGGCAAGAAACGCAAAGCUUCCAAGGGCGGUAAAAAGCACGGUAAGAAAAGACGUUUCCGUUAAUUUCUAGGCGUUCGUGCUGGACAACAAAACUAUUCAACGUUUAUUCUUUCCUUGAUUAACGGUUAUGAUUUUCUCCGAGUAUGUUCUUCGAUUGAUUUAGGUUUAUAUCUAUGUUCUAUGCUUAUAUAUGUUUGAAACUUACUAGAAACCAACUGGGAACUGUUGAUUUACCAUUAUCGUUCGUUUUCCAAUUUUGCAAUCGUUGAUUUUCGUUCCGUUUAAUUUGAUUCUAAUUAGAAGGUUUAUCACAAUAAAAAAAACUAGAUUAAGCCAUUGUGGGUACAUGAUGUUUACUGAUCAUGUGCAAAAGUGAAACAAAAUAGAACGAUGAGAAAAUAAAACUAAUAAGAAAACUUACAACAAGUUACUGUUGCUGAAAUAAGAAUUAUUGAUUUUUAAAUGAAAAUACAACUCACCAAGAGCCUUUAUGAUAUAUUUAUACGAGAAUAUUUUCAAGUUUCUUCCAAUUGACGCAUGAAUGCUCUGGGCUCACAUGGGGGAGGAAAAUUGUUCCCGGCGGUCGGGCACCACCUUUCGCGCCACAAAUAUAUACAAAGAUAUUAUACUAACGGUGUAUGAAACAAAUAGCGAUUAAGUGCAACCAUAGUUACAUAUAUAUGAAGAAGCAUUAACAAGAGAACUAGUGAACAACGAUCGAUGUUCGCUGAACCAGAAACAGUUGUUGCCUUUUACAUAGUGAAUUAUAACAAACAAAUAUUCUUUUUCUAUAGACAAACAAGAUAACAUACACAGAUAACACUCAGUUGACCAGUUUUGUGUUGAAAUAAACAAAAUGCAAGUAUAAACAGAUAACCUCAGAUAAACAUGAAUCGUGGUGCUGCUGGGAUCGCCUGGAAUAAUUUACUCACACCGAAUUCGCCUGAUCAGCAACCUGUUGAUCAAACGAUGGUGGCAAGAUGAUGCCCGGUAGUUUAGAAAAUAAUACACACAUACAAUUUAAAGAAACGGCAUUAUUUUGUACAACCAUUACACAAUAGUUGUAUUGAAGGCAUUAAACAAAAGAAACAAUUUAUAAUCAUAAUCAGAUACAUUUUUAUGACAAAGCGAACGCGCAAAGAGCAAAGAAGAUAAACACUUGAAUAUUAUUCCAACCACAAAACAAAAAAAAAGUUACUACAGAUGAAAUAAUAAUAACAAUACCAGAAUAAACAGAUACAAUUCGUCCAAUUGUGCAGUGAAAUGAAAUCAAAAUACGUACAUGCAAGCAGAGUCGAAUGGGAUGCAAAUACAAUUACAGACACAGGAAUGCCGUCGUGGAAUACCGCGACAUCUAGAAAGUAGAUUAGGAACAUAAAGAUUCAUCACCCUUUUUUUUAUCUGUUAAGAUCUUCUCCAUUUAACUGUUUAUUGCUUAGUUUCUGAUUAAGUUUUCGUUUCCAAUAAAUGUUUCGUUUUUAGUUUUAGGUAA